This is a messenger RNA of Aspergillus mulundensis, 951 nucleotides long. RefSeq lists its product as uncharacterized. Gene Ontology annotation, cellular component: membrane. Gene Ontology annotation, biological process: transmembrane transport. Lineage: Eukaryota; Fungi; Ascomycota; Eurotiomycetes; Eurotiales; Aspergillaceae. The coding region runs from base 1 to 951 and encodes 316 amino acids. The record is from RefSeq and is a predicted model, not a curated record. Gene Ontology annotation, molecular function: transmembrane transporter activity. The transcript has 5 exons.
AUGAUCUUUUACUUUACCUUCUGGUAUAAACCCAGCGAGCGCGCGAUUCGCAUUGCCGUUUUCCUGUGUAGCGCUGCUCUCGCGAAUGCGUUUGGCGGUGCGAUUGCAUACGGUGUCGGGCAUCUGAAUGGCCGGCAGGGAUUGGAGGGCUGGCGAUGGCUCUUCAUCAUCGAGGGAGUGCCGACCGUUGCUGUUGGCCUCCUUGUCUUCUUCUUCCUUCCAAGCUACCCCGAGACGGCAUCUUGGCUCACAGUCGAAGAGAAAGAGCUACAAGCACGCAGGCUGGGAGCCUCGCGGUCGUCCGGACGAGACAAGCUCAACUGGAAAGACGCAAAGGCCACUUUGCGCUCGGUUCGCCUUCUCAUGCACUACUUGACCUACCUGACCGUCGCGACGGGCGUGGCCUCCCUGUCCUACUUCGCGCCAACCAUCAUCCAGGGACUCGGCCACAGUGACCUGCAAGCUCAACUCUUUACAGUCCCACCGUACGCAAUCGCAUACCCCAUUACGCUCCUCCUCGCCUGGCUCUCAGACCGUCUCCAGUCGCGCGGUAUCAUCGCAGCUGGAUCCUGCGCUAUGGCAUCCAUCGCGUUCAUCGUUCAGGCCUCUCUCCCCGCAGACGCAUUCACAGCCCGCUACGCCUUCCUCGUCAUCGCCACGAUCGGCGUCUACGGCGGCCUCCCCUCGUUCAAUGCGUGGAUUGGCGAUAACGUCCGCAAUACGACGGCAAGUUCAAUCAGCAUUGCUCUGAACAUUGCGUUCUCGGGACCUGGCCAGAUCAUCGGGGUGUGGAUAUAUAGGGCCCAGGAUGCACCGGCUUACCGGUUGGGGCAUGGGGUCAAUGCGGCUAUGAGUGCUGUCUCGGCGAUUCUGGCACUGGCUUUGACGGUGUAUUAUCGGAGGGCGAAUGCGAGGCGUAAGGGGGGUGGUGAGGUGUUGUGGGUUAGUUAG